AUGAAGUUGGUUACAUUCCCUGGACAAGGCACUCCGAUCCCUGUUGCUGUACUGAAGGCCUUGAUUCGGAACAAAGAUGCGCAGUUCAACACUAUCUUGAAUCGUGGACUGCACAGACGGGACUUACUAGAGUACAUAUUCAGAAACCCAUCUAGCCCCGGUAGCAUCGCAGUGUGUUCCAAUUUCCUAUAUGAAAUGUAUGGUCUGAUCUCCGAGGACUUGCGGCCCCACCAUCGGGACUCGCUUAUACUGCUUGGGCACUCGCUAGGUGAGCUGACCUGCUUGAAGGUGAAUGAGCUGUUCACUACAAAGGAGCUGUUUGAGAUUGCCAACUACAGAAAUGACCUAAUGGUCAAGUACACGGAACAGUACCUGAGGGCUUACAACAGAAGAGGAUCGAAGUUUGAGAUGUGGGCGCUGUCGUCUCCAAAGGCUACUGACUUACCAUAUGAGAUACAUAAAUUGCUCACGGAGUCACCUACGUUCCCGGGAUCCCACACAAUAUCGGUCGCCAAUGCAAAUUCAGUUAAGCAGUGCGUGGUAACGGGUCUAGUCGAGGACUUAGAAGCAUUGAGAACAGAAUUACACUUGAAUAUACCAAGACUAAGAAUUUCAGAACUAACCAAUCCACAUAACUUGCCAUUCCACAACAACACAGUACUAAGACCAAUUCAGGAACCACUAUACGAUUUCAUAUGGAAGAUAAUGAAGAAUAACGGCACACAUACAUGGACUACGCUAAACCACCCAAUAGUUUCCAACCUCGACGGUAAAGAAACCAAAUUUAUACACCACGCACUGGAUAAGUUUGUAAAGUGUAGCUCAACCACUGUACAGUUCACAAAAUGCUACGAUACCAUUAACAGAAUAGCGGAAGCCACAAAAGAUCAAGAGGACCCCUUGGAUGCAGCUAUCUGUAUCGGGCCGGGAAAUGUCAUCUACAACUUAAUCAGAAGGAAUGUCCCUAGCCUGAAAUGCGUGGAAUACUCUUCAAUGGCCACCAUAGACUCCUACCAUGGUACACACGACUUAUAA
Nakaseomyces glabratus is the source of this 1035-nucleotide messenger RNA. RefSeq names its product [acyl-carrier-protein] S-malonyltransferase (gene MCT1). The record is from RefSeq and is a predicted model, not a curated record. Gene Ontology annotation, molecular function: [acyl-carrier-protein] S-malonyltransferase activity. NCBI's taxonomy places the organism in Eukaryota, Fungi, Ascomycota, Saccharomycetes, Saccharomycetales, Saccharomycetaceae. Gene Ontology annotation, cellular component: mitochondrion. Gene Ontology annotation, biological process: fatty acid biosynthetic process.